Babjeviella inositovora NRRL Y-12698 is the source of this 585-nucleotide messenger RNA. Its product is annotated as tubulin-binding prefolding complex subunit. Gene Ontology annotation, molecular function: tubulin binding. Gene Ontology annotation, cellular component: cytoplasm; prefoldin complex. The transcript has 2 exons. Lineage: Eukaryota; Fungi; Ascomycota; Pichiomycetes; Serinales. The record is from RefSeq and is a predicted model, not a curated record. Gene Ontology annotation, biological process: protein folding; microtubule-based process; tubulin complex assembly. Bases 1 to 585 code for a protein of 194 amino acids.
AUGUCCGCAAGAUUUUUUGCCCAAACUGAUGAAACCAAUCCCCGUGGGAUCCCGGCGUCCCCAUUCCUUUCCAAGAUCGAGGACUUUGUCACGAGAGACGCAGACUUCGAAGACCUUAUGAACAAGUUCCAGGAGCGUAUUCAGCAGUACAAGUAUAUGGAAACAUCCAAGCAAAGCUCUAAAGCCGGGCUCAACGCAAAGAUUCCCGAUAUCACCAAGUCGCUUAGCAUGGUAAAGCACUUGCAGGCGCUGCAAGAUUCCGACGACGUCAUUGAGUGUAACUACGAGUUGAAUGACACCUUAUACACCAAGGCUGAGAUCGCCCCGAAGGAGGCACAGUCUGUGUUUUUGUGGCUUGGCGCCGAUGUCAUGUUAGAGUACCCGUUGGAGGAGGCGCACGAGUUGUUGGCCGAGAAGUUGGCUGCCGCCGAGUCCCAGUUGGCGGUCGUGGGCGAAGAUUUGGAGUUUUUGAGAGAAAACAUAACCACCAUGGAGGUCAAUACCGCGCGGUUGUACAACUGGGACGUGGUCAGAAGAAGAGAGUUAAGAGAGGCCGAGGAGAAGGCCAAGAACUUGAAGAUCUAA